AUGGUUAAUCAAGGGAUAGUUUUGGGACAUAUUGUAUCUGCUAAGGGUAUUCAGGUAGACAAGGCUAAGGUUGAUAUUGUGCAUCACUUACCCUCUCCCACAACUGUGAGAGAGGUUCGUUCUUUCCUUGGUCAUGCAGGAUUUUAUAGGAGAUUCAUCAAGGAUUUUUCCAUGGUGGCGAGACCUAUGUGUACCCUAUUGCAGAAGGAUAUGCCGUUCAUAUGGGAUGAUGCAUGUGAAAAAGCGUUUGUGAAGUUGAAGGAGUUGUUGACUAGUGCACCCAUCAUUUGUCCUCCGGAUUGGAACCUGCCCUUUGAGUUGAUGUGCGAUGCUUCGGAUUAUGCAGUUGGGGCGGUGUUGGGCCAAAGAAGAGAAAAGAAGCCCGUAGUGAUCUACUAUGCGUCUAGGACUCUUAAUGAGGCCCAGAUGAAUUAUUCGACUACGGAAAAAGAACUUUUGGCUAAAAUGGCUAGAUACUAUAUUUGGGAUGAACCGUAUUUAUGGAAACAAUGUAGUGAUCAAGUCAUUAGGAGAUGUGUCCCAGAGAAUGAGUCUUGUGAUAGGUGUCAACGGACUGGUAAUAUUGGUAAGAGAGAUCAAAUGCCCUUAUCCCCCAUUAUAAUUGUCGAAAUUUUUGAUGUGUGGGGCAUUGAUUUCAUGGGUCCAUUUCCUUCAUCUAGAGGUUUCUUGUAUAUCUUGUUAGCUGUUGAUUAUGUGUCGAAGUGGGUGGAAGCAAAGGCCACCCGAACUAAUGAUUCGAAAGUGGUUGCAGGUUUCUUGAGAACUAACAUAUUUUGCAGGUUUGGAGUACCAAGAGUUUUGAUAAGUGAUGGAGGUUCUCAUUUCUGCAACCGGACUAUUGAGGCAUUGCUUAAGAAGUAUGGAGUAACCCACAAGGUUUCGACACCAUAUCAUCCUCAAACAAGUGGCAUGGCAGAAGUGUCCAACAGAGAGAUCAAGGGAAUUAUGGAGAAGACUGUAGGUCCAACAAGGAAGGAUUGGAGUGAUCGAUUAGAUGAUGCAUUAUGGGCCUACAGGACUGCGUACAAGACGCCUAUUGGGAUGUCACCAUUCAGAUUGGUGUAUGGGAAGGCAUGUCACCUUCCAGUGGAGUUAGAGCACAGAGCAUGGUGGGCGGUGAAGACAUUCAACAUGGACAAGGAUGCAGCUGGUCUUCAUAGGAAAUUGCAGCUCAAUGAGCUUGAGGAGAUACGAAAUGACGCCUAUGAUGCUGCAUGGAUUUACAAGGAGAAAACGAGAGCUUAUCAUGACAAGAUGAUUCGUGGGAAAGAGUUUGUAGUUGGUCAAAAAGUUCUUUUAUUCCAUUCUAGACUUAAACUUUUUCCUGGAAAAUUACGUUCUCGUUGGGUUGGUCCAUUUGUUGUUACUAAUGUGUUUGCUCAUGGUGCUAUUGAAAUU
Messenger RNA from Argentina anserina (silverweed cinquefoil), 1419 nucleotides. RefSeq lists its product as uncharacterized. Gene Ontology annotation, molecular function: nucleic acid binding. Gene Ontology annotation, biological process: DNA integration. The annotation marks the transcript as partial. The transcript is spliced from 3 exons. NCBI's taxonomy places the organism in Eukaryota, Viridiplantae, Streptophyta, Magnoliopsida, Rosales, Rosaceae. The record is from RefSeq and is a predicted model, not a curated record.